AUGCCGAGGCUCGCCGUCGCGGUGGCAGCGCGCGUGUCGCUGGGCCUGGCGGCCCUCGAGCAGGCGGCUGGCUGGGUGCGGUCCUUCCAGGCCGGCUACGUGGAUGCCAGCGGCAGGUACGCGGGGGGCAGCGAGGUCAUGCACCUGGUGCCCCACCGGGGGGUCCUGUACGCGGGGGUGGGUUACUGGGAGGACCAGCGGUUCCUGGAGGGCCAGUCUGGUGCCCAGGUGCUCCGCCUGGACUCUCCAGACGCGGCCUGGCAGGUGGACCUGGAGUGCGGCCCCCAGCACAUGAAGCUCAACAUCCUCAAGGAGGUCACGUUCACCCGCGGCGCGGCGGGGCAGCCGCUGGCCCAGCCGGUCACUCUGCUGCUGGCCGCCGCGGGGCGGAGCAGAGGCCCGGGCACCCCCACGUUCAGCGUCUCCGUCUUCACGCGGAACGACGGGGACGGGAACUGGACGGAGACGACCGUCGCCCAGGGCAGCCCCCGCCUGGGGCGUUGGCUGCCCAGGGCGCUGGAGGUCCACAGGGACAGCGUCACUGGGCUCGAGCGCGUGUUUCUGUGCAUCGGCAACCCGGGGGUCCUGGCCGGCGUGUACGACCCGAGCAAGCCUGGACAGAUCAGGUGGGACGCUGCGCCGGAGAUCUCUGGACUGCGCACGCGACCGCUGGCGAUGGCAGUUGCGGGUGGGCGGCUAUACUUCUCGGCGGGCUACCAGAUCUAUCAGCGCAUCGACGGGGUAAGGCCCUCUUGGCGCGUGGCCUUGGCAAUGAACUCCUCCUCGGUCAACCCAGACUCGGGCGGCAUCCGAGGGCUGACUCGGGUAGCAACCCCAGGCGCGCCCAACGGCUCCUGCAGCGAUUCGCUCCUCUUCAUGUGGGCGCCCAGUGGCCGCUCGCGUGGGUGCAUCUACCGCGUGAGCUCGUGCGAGCUCGCCCCCGACGGGGAGCGGCAGCCUGCGCUCGUCCUGGAGGCGUGCGCCGCCCCGCUCAUGAGCGAGGCCCUGGGCACGGCGGUGGGAUACACACUCGGGGCAUACAACCGGAUGUUUGCGGUGAGGGACCCUGCCACCGGGGAGCCAGUGCACCUCGUCGGCCUGGAGGGGAGGGUGCCGGGAGCCACGGAGGGGCUGCAGUGGAACGGCUACUAUGCGGGCGCCAUGUUCGCGCUGCGCUGGAGCUCAGGAGCCAGGUAUAGCGUGAACGAGGUGAACGGCCGCUAUCGGCCUGGAGGCCCUCCGCUGGAGGCCGUGCGGGCCUUCGCGAUGUCACCCUUCCCAGCAGAGAGCGCGAGCGGGCCCGUCCUGUACACUGCUGGUUUCGAUACAAAUUUCAAUCCCGCGACGAACAUGGCGUGGAUUUUCAAGGCCAACUUGUCGCUUGCGCUAGCCCCACCGCAGGAAUUUGACAGCUGGGGGCUGAGCGACGGGGUCUCCCCAGGACUGGCCGUGCCCUCAGUGGUAGCCAGUGGCGUCGUCACGGCGCCCGCGUCUCCCAGCGUCUACGUGUGA
Molecule: messenger RNA, 1512 nt
Organism: Prorocentrum cordatum
Lineage: Eukaryota; Dinophyceae; Prorocentrales; Prorocentraceae
Source: the annotation of a GenBank genome assembly